Messenger RNA from Nannizzia gypsea CBS 118893, 1023 nucleotides. RefSeq lists its product as hypothetical. The transcript is spliced from 5 exons. NCBI's taxonomy places the organism in Eukaryota, Fungi, Ascomycota, Eurotiomycetes, Onygenales, Arthrodermataceae. The record is from RefSeq and is a predicted model, not a curated record. Bases 1 to 1023 code for a protein of 340 amino acids.
AUGCAGUACGAGCCGGAGAAGAAGGAGAUGAAGAAGGAGAAGGACAAGAAGGGACAAGAAGGUGGCGGAGAGGAAGACGAGGAGAGAAGCAGCCUCCGCCGUACAGGGAAGCCCCGAGACGAGCAAGGCACGCAGGGGGGAAAGACAGCUUCGGCAAAGCGAGGGACAAGAAGAGGGACGAAGGGACAGGCGGGAACGAUCGUCCUGGGGGGUUUAAAGAGAGCAGGCAAGCGUCAAGCAGGCAGGUCAAGAAGAGCCAGAAAGGGUCAAGCGGGCCAGGGACCAGGGUGCGAAAGCAGAGGGACCAGUCUGUGGAGAAACGGACAUAUCAGACGAAAGCGCCAGCAACACCAGGCUGAGACCACCCCUGGCGCCGUCUCGCCGUCUCGCCUUCGUCCUCGCCUUGGUCCUCGCCAUCUUCUCAGCUUCUCCCGUCGAGUCCUCGCGCCAGGAGAACCGAUAUCUGGUUGGCGGAACACCUGUGACCUCCGACCAAAUCUUACGUCAAGCCGAAUCCCAGCUUUUCACGAGACCAGCAGCGGCCCUAAAAUGGCGGGUUUGCUGCUCCAAAACGGCGCCAGUCGACCCGCUAAGAAAAUCACCACGGAGACAGACGAAAGGCCCAAGAGAGAUGCGCAGACGCUCAGAAGCAGAGGCGAUGAUCGCGAGAAACAAGCGAGGCGAGGCAGAAGAAGCAACCUGGACAGCGCGAGGAGCGAGGAGAAGCAGAAGCAGAAGCAAGCAAGAACAGGGACAGGACAGGCCAUGCGCGAGCGAGCUCUAAGGGGGCUGGUCGUCUGGAGCCGAGCAAGCCAUCCUCGUCCCUUAAUAGAUGCUAAUAUAAGACUAAAACAGUCUGAUGCUGGUUGGCCGCUCCCCCAGGAUGUGGAUGGACGACCUCGCCUACCCAGUCCAACCCAGGACUUGUACUCUGCUACUACGCUAGCUCGGCCAGGGAUUCUCCAGCCGUCCUGUCCCCAUCGCGAGACGGGGCUUGCAUCCAACCAGGAGCGAAAGAAUUAG